AAUAAGUAAACUUCAACACAGUUUGAGAAUGACUUAAAAAAAUUUGGCAACUCUGUACAGAUGUAAACAACCAAGUGCAAAUCAAGUCAAAGUAAUCCUGUGUCGUUUUGUUUUAACGUAUGUUUCUGUGAAUUUCUAAUAUUAGGGCUCAAUAAACAUAAAACUCUUGCAUUUCAGAUGUUUAGUGUCAUACAAUUUAUAGAAAACAAUAAAUUCAACGUGCUGGCGGUUCCGUCUUCAUGGGUGAAACAAGGCAAACUGCUUUGGCCGAAGAAUUUGGCCAGUGACAAAAUAGAGCUUUUGCGAACUAAGGGUGCUGAGUACCAUGGUUCGACGAAAAACAUCCCAGCAAUUGUGACUAAAAAAUUCCGGAGUUUUACAUCAGCAGAAGCUGCAGUAGCAGCCAUGGACAACAAAUAAAUGUCGGAUAUAGAGGGGAAAAAAAGCUUCUCAAAUUUGCUGCUAAGCGACCGAAACUGCAACCACAGGUCAAUUAUGAUUCUUUGUGUCAAGCUCUUGCUCAGUCAUCUUCGUCAUCACCGUCUCACUCGGUUCCUCCAAAGUUACUAAGUUCGCAACAAGUAACAGCAGGUUCUCCACCACGUUUGUCACCAGCAUAUCCUUCGAAUGCUUCUCCUGCUUUUACUGAUAACAUUGUUUAUUCUACUGAGUUGAUGCAGAAUCCUGAUUCAGCAGUUCCGACUUCGCUAAUUUUCGACAACAUUUACUACGAUGAAAAUCCUACUGUAGCGCCUGAAGAAAUCAUAAACAAAAGCGAAGCAACAGAUACUUCAAAUACGCUCACAUAUAUAUCAUUGACAGAGGAGUUAGAGCAUGUUGUUGGAGCAACUGUAAAGACAACGGUUGAUGAAGCUAUUAAAAAAGCCGUGCACACUUCUAUUCCGACAAUAAUUCAGUCUGCCGUGGAGCGUUCUAUGAAGUAAGGCUUUCAGGAAGAAUUUGCACAAUUGGCAGCGCUAAUGGAAAUGCAAAAACCAACGGGCAGUGCUGUCCAGAGUAGCGUGCUUGCCUAUGCUGAAAAGCAUGUACUUAUUCGUGACGAAAAGGAUCUCGACGAGUGGAACAUCAGACUUGCGAACAGAGAGAUUUUCGAAUGCUACGCCGACUACUUCGGAAAAAUAAUCAUUCCCAAUGCAUAUUACGGCCGUGGAGACAAUGCAUUUUACACUAUCGUAGAUUGUCUUUUCACACGUGAUUUUUGGAAACAAUUUACAUGGACGGGGAUAAGCCGCGGUGAAAAGUGCAAACGUGGAUUUCGCGAGUACGGCAACGUUACUCAGUUGUUGUUAUGCAUCAUACAAGUUGGCGAUCCCACUUAUAAUGCUCAGAUGAUUGAAGCGUUCUGCAAAACCAAACUUUUCCGUCAUUGCAAGCCACGAUCUGAUAGUCGAUUGCUUCGAAAAUCAACUGUCCGCCCGGGACGUGGUCGCAAAGGCGAGAAAGGGAACGACAAAGCGAAAAAAAGCGACAGAGGAGAACGAGAAGAGGAAAGAGAUAAAAGUGUUGAAGUAAGAGCCAACGAAGAAGAGGUCAAAGAUGCUAACGGAUAUGAUGAAGAAGAAGAAGAAGAAGAAGAUACUGAUCGGGAUGCUAGCUAUGAGGAAAGCGUUUGCGAAGAAAAUACUGGCAACGACUCGUGAACUUUCUCUCCUUAUUGUAUUUUCUCUUGGAUAUUCUGAUUUUGACUCAGCUGAAGAACUUGAAAUGUGAUCGAAAUGGACAACACAAAGAAAAAUAAAUAUUAUAGAUUCAGUGUUUUAUUUACAUA
Messenger RNA from Wyeomyia smithii (pitcher-plant mosquito), 1789 nucleotides. RefSeq lists its product as uncharacterized. The record is from RefSeq and is a predicted model, not a curated record. Lineage: Eukaryota; Metazoa; Arthropoda; Insecta; Diptera; Culicidae. The transcript is spliced from 5 exons. Bases 981 to 1661 code for a protein of 226 amino acids.